Messenger RNA from Prunus persica (peach), 1030 nucleotides. Its product is annotated as adenylate kinase isoenzyme 6 homolog. NCBI's taxonomy places the organism in Eukaryota, Viridiplantae, Streptophyta, Magnoliopsida, Rosales, Rosaceae. Gene Ontology annotation, molecular function: AMP kinase activity; ATP binding; ATP hydrolysis activity. The transcript has 3 exons. The record is from RefSeq and is a predicted model, not a curated record. Gene Ontology annotation, cellular component: cytoplasm; nucleus. Bases 222 to 740 code for a protein of 172 amino acids.
UUCUUCUCGACAGACGCGUCUGUAAUCAAACGGCGGCAGCAAAACACAAGGAAGAAGGAAGAAGGAAGAAGUGGAAAGAAGAAGAAAGAAGAGGGAAGAAGAAGAAAAGGAGGAACCGUCUGCAUCUGCUGCUCGCCAGAAAUAAAAAUUUAAAUUUGUUUGGGACACGUGGCCCACCUUAAAUUUCAUCCAGGCUCUGCUCUGAAGCAGAAUAGAGGGCCAUGGUGAGGAAGAGGCCAAACAUAUUGGUGACAGGAACACCAGGAACGGGGAAGACAACAACUUCGUCCGCCUUAGCAGAGGCGACACAGCUCCGCCACAUCAACGUGGGUGAUUUGGUGAAGGCCAAGAAUCUCCAUGAUGGCUGGGAUGAUGAUCUAGACUGUUACAUCAUCAACGAAGACCUGGUAUGCGAUGAGCUUGAGGAUACAAUGGAAGAAGGAGGUAACAUAGUGGACUACCAUGGUUGCGAUUUCUUCCCUGAGAGAUGGUUUGAUCUUGUGGUUGUGCUCCAAACUGACAACACUGUCUUGUAUGAUCGCUUGACUCGAAGAGGGUAUUCAGAGUCAAAGCUCUCCAACAAUAUUGAAUGUGAAAUAUUUCAAACUCUGCUUGAGGAGGCAAAGGAGAGCUACCCGCAAGAUAUCGUUCUUCCCUUAAAGAGUGAUAGCAUUCAAGACAUUUCGACUAAUCUUUCUACUUUGACAGAAUGGAUCAGGAGGUGGCAACCAUCAACUUAGUUUCCCAUGAUUCAGUUUUGCUUGAAGGUGCUUGUUGGUUAAGUUGGGUCAUGCUUUUGAGAUGAAUUUUUCACGUAUCAUUAUAACAUUUGUAUUCACUCUCAUCAGUUUUACCAUUAUGUGAUUUGAAUCUCUCUUGAAUUGAAAUUGUUCAUUCAAGGGGAUUUGAUUAAAUGAAUUUGUAUUGAGGGGCAUUCAUAAUGACUAUGCAGCAUGCAAAUUGGCGUGACUUUUAGUUUUGUUGGACUCUGGAGGAGAAUGAAAUCCAUAUAGCAUAUAUAAUUGUCCUC